AUGAAUGAUAGCGAAGUAGCUCUUCCUAGCGCUCUGUGCUAUGCCCCAGACACGGCAAGACUAUUGGCGACCGUAGAUGGUCUGCGCAGACGCUUGCAUGACGAGUACCGGCGGCACGAGCACGAUCGGCUCCAUCGAAUGCGCCAUCUCCUAACUUCAGAGUUCAUUCAAGCCCUGAUGGACUUAUCAUGGAUCACAUUUUAG
Molecule: messenger RNA, 204 nt
Organism: Phytophthora sojae
Lineage: Eukaryota; Oomycota; Peronosporomycetes; Peronosporales; Peronosporaceae
Exons: 1
Coding region: 1-204 (67 amino acids)
Source: RefSeq, a predicted model, not a curated record